AUCUACUCCCUAUGGUUGCUCCUCUGCGAUAGGACAUCAUAGGGCCUUGUUGAAACUCUGGAAUUGAGGGAUAUGCAUCUUUUAAUAAGUGCCAAUGUUUAUCUAGUAUGCAUUUAAAUUUGGAACUGGCAGAAUUAUACUGGGAUACAUAAGCUAAUCUGUUACCUGUAGUACGCCGAUCUCUUGAUGUACAUCCAAGAAUCCCUUCCAUAGCAGCCUGUUGAUUUUUUUGUAUUAGCUGAUUCGGAUAUCCCCUAUCUGUAAGUUUCCUAGACAUUAUUUCUAAGUCUUGUUCCAAGACCACCGGAUUAUUUGUAAUUCUACUCACUCUGGUAAACUGGCUGAUAGGAAUCGAUCUCUUAACUGAGGGGGGAUGGAAGCUGUCAUAAGAAAGAAGUUGAUUUCGAUCAGUGGGUUUUGUAUAGAUACGAGUAUCAAACCCUGUCUCGGUUCGUGUAACCAAUACAUCUAAGAAAGUAACUACUUGGAGAUCAGCUGUCAUCGUGAAUUUAAUGUCAUUAUGGGCCCCAUUAAUUGCCUCAGGGGAAGACGGCCAAGGAGUCCAGGUCACCCCGCCAUAGGAGGAACACGUCAUCGAUGUACCUCCACCAGGCACAACAGUGCCUAGUGAAGAGUACAUUUUGAUAGACAUGCUCCUCCUCAAACCAACUCAUAAAGGAGUUGGCAUAUGACGGGGCGACCUUGGACCCCAUGGCCGUCCCCCGCACCUGCAAGUAAUAUUUGUCCCGAAAUUGAAAAUAGUUUCUAUGUAGUAUGAAGCUCAACAUCUCCAUGAAGAAUUCUAUUUCUGCAUCACUGUACAAACCUGAUCGAUUCAACAAAAUUUUGGUUGCCUUUAAGCCAUCCAUAUGAGGAAUCGAUGUAUAUAGACUCGCCACAUCAAAGGUGGCAAGCCAACAUACCCCCUCUAUCAUAGGUAUUUGGGAAAGUUUUUCUAAGAAAUCAUUGGUGUCCCUUACAAAAGAUCUAGUUGUUUGUACCAGGGGACCCAAUAUUUUAUCCAAAGUCUCGGCUACAUUACUCGUCAAGGAACCUAUGCCUGCCACUAUUGGCCUGCCUGGCGGAUUUAUUGGAUCCUUAUGGAUUUUUGGUAAGACAUAUAUGAGUGGAAUAAUAGGAUAGUCCACCAUCAUAUAUGUCCUAGAUUUCUCUGUGAUUAUCCCCAGCUGAGAGGCAUUAUGUAAAGCACCAUCCAGUUCUUUUUUAAAGGAAGUGGUAGGGUCACCCUUUAAUUCAAUAUACACUGUUUUAUCUGAAACUUGUCUAUUGAUUUCGGAUAUAUAUUUAUCUGUGUCCAACACAACAAUUGCCCCUCCUUUAUCAGAAGGUUGGAAUUGUAUAUAUAUAUAUAUAUAUAUAUAUAUAUAUAUUGCAGCUUUUCUAAAGCUUUCGCUUUUACGUUUGAAGUCACAACAUAUUUUCAGCUGUCUAGUGUAUCUGAGCUACAAUGUAGUAAAGUAUUACAUAUUCAGGCUAGUAUAUAACAGUAUAUGAAUUUUCUUCUCAAUUCAGGCAACUAAUUCACCUCCUUUUACAACAUUUGCUGCUUUAUUGAUUAUUCCCCUAGAGGCCAAGGGAAUUGGGGAAGUCCGUUGGUUUUACCCAAGAUUCAGAGAGGCAAUACUGCCUUUAUUUCAAAUAAACAGGAGGCCAUUCCAGAGAAAACCACAAAUACACACAUAUAACUAUUGAAUACAAUCAGCCAACAGAGAGGCAGUAAUUAGCUCAGACCGGUCUGGUUAUUUGUAUAAUGUGGGCUGCCUGUGAUUGGCUGGAGGUGAUGUCAUCCCUUGUGCAGCAGGAGGAGGAGGAUGCCUUCCUCGUCAUUCAGUGUCACCCUCUCUCACACACGCUGACACAGGCUCACACACAAAGGACAUGCACACUCUGUGACACACAAAAGCCAGUCAUGCACAAAUGAGGAGGAUUAUACAGGGACCCGUAUUCGCAAAACAAGGGAGCAGCUGACAAAGCACUAUGCCUCCUGUGCCUCUAGAAGAGCGUUCAACCCCUCUGCCCCGUCCCCGUUCUCUGCCUCUGCGCCCUCCUCCUAACCCCCGCUUAGCCCCAGAGGUCAGAGGACUCCAACUUGGACACCGUGCUCCUUCUCAUGCUGACCUUACACUUACUGGACCUCUACCCCAUCUUCACUCUGCACGAUGGCCUCGGGAACCCUGCACCCGAAGAAGGUGUUCUCCUCCUUCACCUUCACUUUCUCCCCGUUCCCCAUCUUGCUUUCGCUGGGCUCUUCAUCCUUUAAAAUGUGGUUGCAAAGGUUGCUGGCGUCUUCUGCGUCCAGCCAGGAAAUCUGUGGGCUCAUCUUGCAGCUGUGACCCCAUUGUGACAUUUGACCCCCAGUUUAUUGGUGGCUCAAGGGUUAGCUAUGAUGAAGAUGAUGAUUACAGUGUAAGAGCCAUUUGGCCAGAUGAGCUUGCACGGAAGAUGAUGUCACAAACCAGAGGUGGGACACUUGGGGGGGCACCUUUGCUUCUAGACUGCAGAGGCCUGGCAACAAUAUGGGGAGAUGAAUCAGUGACUCCACCUUCUCCUCCUUCUCCACCACCACCAUCAUCAUCUCCACCUUUGUCUCCAAUCAGAGGAUCAAACCGGAACUUGCAAAGUUUGUAUCUCCUUCUGGAACCGUUCAAUGACAAGGAAAACAGUUGUGAAAAGAAAGUUCUGCCUGAGUCCCCAGCUGAUGACUGCACAUUACCAACAGAAAUAUCACCCACAGCACCACUGUCUCCUGACCCGGAGAAAGCAGAGCUGAGUUCCAUCUUGCCUUUUCUCUUUCUUGGCAAUGAGAGAGAUGCUCAAGAUUUAAACCGUAUGGUGAACCUCAACAUUGGCCAUGUUUUAAAUGUCACAACUCAUCUGCCCUUAUAUCAUGCUGAAUCUGGGGCCCUACGAUACAAGAGACUUCCGGCUACAGAUAACAGCAAGCAAGACCUUCGGCAGUACUUCGAGGAAGCAUUUGAGUUCAUUGAAGAGGCUCAGCAGGAAGGAAAAGGGGUACUCAUCCACUGCCAGGCAGGGGUCUCACGCUCUGCCACCAUUGUUAUUGCUUACCUUAUGAAGCACACCUUGAUGACAGUGGGAGAUGCCUACAAAUUUGUCAAAGGGAAGCGACCAAUCAUCUCCCCCAACUUAAAUUUCAUGGGACAGCUGCUGGAGUUUGAAUCAGAUCUGAAUGCUGGAAUUACCCCAAGGAUCCUGGUCCCCAAGCUGCGGGGUGUUGAGACUGAUGUGUGAAUGGAGUGAUGAUCCAGUGAAGGAGACUGGGGGGAGGGGGCGGAAUGAAAUUUUAAACUGGAAAGACACACGAGAAAAAAGGGCCUUUAAGGCUGGAUAAUGUGCAGGGGGGAAAAAAGAAUCUCUCUGUUAGAAACAGAGAUACAUUUUAUAACAGGGGCCUGUAUAACCACAGAGACUUAAAUCCUAUACCAACCUUUUCCUUAAGCCGAAAGUUAUAUUAUAUAAUUCAUGUCUGGCAGAUAAGGACUAAAUUAGCUCAUUCAAGUUCAUUGUCAUUAUAAAUGGCUUUGAAAUAGAUAUACCUAUAUAUAAACACACACCUUGCAUUAUAUUGGGAUAUUUUCAUCCCUAUCAAUUGCCAUAAGUAAAAAUUUCAGAAGAAAAAUGCUAUAUUUAACUCAAAUGAAAGUAUCUUUCUUAGGAAUACAGCUAUAGGAUGCAAAAUGAAAUGUCAUUUAUUUAAAAGAGAAAAAGAAAGACAAGGGUUGAAGAGAAAAGAGAAUGAUUAUAUUUUCCCUCAAUAUACUGUACGUACUGCAAGUUUAUGAAACACAACACAUAUAUAAAUAUUUAUAAAUAUUAUUACAUUCUGUAGACAGACAUUUUAAAAUGAUACUUCUGCCUGAUCAGUAGUUUUGUGGGGGUUUGACCUAUUAGGACCUGUUGGGUUUAUUCUGGAAAUCAGUUGUCCAUCAAAAUGCACCAUUUCAUAGGGCCGGAGGCAUUGAUUUUAAUGCUAGGCUAGGCAGCCUUUUUAUUGAGAAGCUUUAAUAUUCAUGCAGCUUAUCACUGUGAAGGUUAUGGCAGUCUGUCAGUCUGCUCAUAGGCCUUAGCCAAGGUCUGUUUAGCAGGAAAUCUGACAAAUGCCAAUACUGAACUAUGCAUAGCACCAUUUAUGAACAGGAGUGGAAGUUAUGUUCUCAUGUUUAUCGCCUUCACUCGUCUCCUAACUUGUGUGUUGCAGAGCUACCAGGGCUGUAUUUCAGUCCAGGUAUUUGUAUGCUGAUAUUUAACCAAAUAUCUGGUUGCAAACUAGGGAUUUUUUUAAUUUUGUUAGCUAUUUUCUUAUAUAUAGGCACCAGCAGGCCUUUUCCCUGAAGCUUGCACUCUGGGCAUGGACCCACUUGUGUCUAUUUAUAAAUACAGCCCUAAGUUACUACAAUUGUAACCAACCAAUGAGUCACAUGACUGACCUUAUAACAACUGUUAGUAUAUACAAUAUGUGUAGGCUUUAAUGGUGCCUACGUCUGAACAGAGUGCAACACAGCACAUUCUAAAUUGUUUACCUCUGCACAAUGUUGAGAUAUAAUUAGGGUUGCCACCUGUCCAGUUUUGACCCGGACAUUUUGAGGGGCUGCCCGGGUCUAUACUUCCUGCCCGGUUUUCCAAAUAAGGAAAACCGGGCAGGAUUCCCUUGAUUGACACGGCAAUCUGCCAUUCGCUGAUCGCCGCGUCAUAGCCCUGCCCACUGAUCUCACGGAUCCGCCCCCAUCCGGUCUCAGCCAGACAUAAAGGUGGCACCCCUAGUUAUAAUUCAAUAUUAAAGGGGACCCGUCACCUGAAAAAAUUAUUCCAAAUCUUAACUUAUCAUGUUAGUCAAGCAAAAUUAACUUUAAUUACACUGUAUUAAUUAUUUGAAUCUUGUUUCCAUCAGUGUGUUUCCAUCAGUAGCAAGGAGGCAGGAGCUAUUUUGUGGACACUGUUAUUAAGACAAGCCUUCCACCAUCUCAGAAUUUUGUUUGUGCACAAGAAUGGGGGACCUGAUGUCCAACCCCAUGCACUGGUUACACAAUUAAAUGGUUAAGAGAACUGGGAGAAUGUGUGGAGAGCAGUGACAUCUAGGAAGUCCUGAAUGGAAAGGGAAAGUAAUUGCUUACCCCGCCUCUAUGCCUGAGGCAUAGAGGAGGAGCAGGCAAUAUUUGAUUGACAGCUGAGAUUUUUAACUGAGUUUACAACAGCUCUGAACGCUUUAAUACCAUUGUGUUUUUAUGUAGAAUGUGCAGCCUGAAGUUGGCCGAUACCAUGGGCAGAACAGACUAAUACCGCCAAAGUGGGCAGCAUCCCAAAUAAUCAGAACCUGGGGAAGUGGAGAGGAGCUGCAGUUUCUCUUCUUUGUUAAUGCACCAUAAAUUUGGUAAAAUUAAAGGUAAUGAUCAGGUGGUCAUCAAUCCCCAAGUUCUAGGAUCAGAACAGAGGUGGAUAUUCUGAGUAUUGUUACACUUAGCCAUUUUAAAAAAACAUUUGACUCUGCUUCGUUGUUUCAUUCUGAAUCUCAAAAUUGUCUUUAUGUUCAAGGGAAUAAAUCCAGAGGGGAACAGUAAUUUAUGCUUAUUUAUUUUUAUUCCUGUUCUGGGAUGUUUUGUAAACUUUGGGGGAAAAAAAGUUGAAAUAUGGAAGCUCAAAUAUGCCAGGGUUUUUUAAGGGGAAAAUUAACAAUAUUUUUUAAAAAGUGUUUUGCAACAAACUAAUCAUGUGCAAUAAGAAAUGAUAAAAUUAUGGUGUGUUUUAUAAUGGCACAAUGUGCGGAAAUGGGUAUUGCCUGGUAUGUAGCAUUCUCCUUUUUCAUCCCCUUUUGGGUGUAUUUCCAUGUGUUUUUUUCCUUUUACCUGUGUCUUAAAUCUCUUCCAUGAGGGAGACCGGAUUACCUCGGGCAUUAAAUCCCUAUUUACACUGUGAUACGGGGCUGCCUCCAUUGUAUCCCAUCUGGAGGGCAGUGGCCCCUUACACCUGAAACUCUUUAUUGCUCACAAUAUUUUCUGUGGAAACAACUAGCUUUUAUUUAAUGUGAAACUAAGCUAUUUAUUGAAUAAAACCUUUUUGUAUGGAA
This is a messenger RNA of Xenopus laevis (African clawed frog), 6103 nucleotides long. It is a transcript of the gene dusp10.2.L, whose product is annotated as dual specificity phosphatase 10, gene 2 L homeolog. The record is from RefSeq and is a predicted model, not a curated record. NCBI's taxonomy places the organism in Eukaryota, Metazoa, Chordata, Amphibia, Anura, Pipidae. Gene Ontology annotation, cellular component: cytoplasm; cytosol. Gene Ontology annotation, molecular function: protein tyrosine/serine/threonine phosphatase activity; protein tyrosine phosphatase activity; MAP kinase tyrosine phosphatase activity. The transcript is spliced from 4 exons. Bases 1999 to 3273 code for a protein of 424 amino acids. Gene Ontology annotation, biological process: negative regulation of MAPK cascade.